UUGUUGGAAAACCCCAGUUUAUCGAGCACGAAAUGAUAAGGAGCACGGACGUCGGCAAAAGUGGAUAUUAACACGUUUGGACUUGCACGUACGAAUGGAUUUAAUAUUAUACUAUACAUUACAUUUACUGGACAUAAACAACAGUUUAGGAAAAGUUGUUGACUUCUGUCAAUCUCAGCGAAGAUAUCACAUUAUGGUGCACUAUAGAUCUUCGUUUUCCAGUUUGUGACCGGGAAACGACCAGCAAUGUGGCCUAACCAAGGUCCCCCAAUGGGCUAUCCUACAGGUCCUCAAAUGGGCUUCCCCCCGGGUCCCCCUGCGCCCAACCCAGUCUACCCGCCCGGCCAGAUGCCUGCCUGCCCCCCAGGCCCGAAUCCUGCAUACCCCCCCGGGCAGAUUCCUGUCUACCCCCCUGGUGUGAACCCUGCCCUUCCCCCGGGGGGCACGGCCUAUCCGGUCCCGGGACAGUACCCGUACCCCAUGGGGCCCGGCGCCCCCGGCUUCCCUGGGGGCCACUCACCUCACAUGCCCCACGGGGGUAAUCACCAUUCGGGCCCGUACCCCAUGGGGCCCGGUGCCCCCGGCUUCCCUGGGGGCCACUCUCCUCACAUGCCCCACGGGGGUAAGCACCACUCGGGCCCGUACCCCAUGGCGGGCGGGGUGGCGGGUGCGGGCAUGGCCGUGGCUGGCCACAAAAUGCACAAGAAGGGGAAGAAGAAGGGGAAGAAGGCCCACAAAACGCCCAAACAUGGAAAACAUGGCAAGCAUUCCUCCUCCAGCAGCAGCAGCAGCAGCAGCAGCAGCGACUGACUAAUGGGACCGAACCCCAGGCAGACGUCUGACUGCUCAUCCUCUCCUGACUGGCUGCCCAGAACCUGCUCAUUUAAUAUUACAAUGACGAGGAAGUAUGUUACUGACGUGCAGCCUAUCAAAUUCUCUCAAACAAGGCGGUUGAGGAUGGUAUAUUAUUGUGGGGCAGAAAUCGUUUGGCUCUUGUAUUAAUAAUCACAUCCACAUGCUGCUUUCCUUUGUGUAUUUCAGAUUAAUUAAAAGGAAAUGAAAUUAAAAUAGUUGAUUUUUAUAAAAUAUUAAAUUGGGAAUACAGUGGAGUUGGACAAUCAAUAAUUUUCAAUCAAUAAAGAGUAUUCAAUAUGAGUAUUCCGAUCGGGUAAAAUGGUUCCUGUCACAUCAGAAGGAAGUGCUACAUUGCAGCAGGAAUUUCACUGAAAGGAAAAUAUGAUUAACUUGUGAAAAGUGCAACAAUAAAUAGGGUAACCUUACAGUGACAGGUUUUAAAGUCUUGCUCUCUUAUAUUUUUACUACUAAUAAUUAAUAUUGAAAUGUGUAAUGCAUUUUAGGGACCAUGUUUGAAGCUUGUAAUAUUUCUGUGUAUGAUGGCUGUUAAGAUGAAAUGAAAUUAAGAACCGUAGCAGCAGAAUUUAACUAAUCGCAGAGCUAUCACCAAAUUUAUCAAGGCGAUCUAUAUAUGUGUGCGUGUGCGUGUGCGCGCGCGUGUAUACACACACAAUUUAUUAUUAGCAAAGCAUCAUUAAUGGAUUUUACCUGUUUCAAAAUCCAAAUAUCAGGUGUCUUGGCCAUUGGCCAAAAGACAGAUAAAGACGGUGAUUUGUACUACUGCAGCGGUGUUUAUACUGUGAGAGCAUGUGCCUUGCGUAAAUAUUAGACUUACAACUAAAUCUCACUGCAUUAAUACUUGACACAAUUUAUAGCGCUACUCCGAGUCCAUUCUACGUGGAUUGUCUAAAGAUAUGCACUCUACUGUAAGACGUAUAAAAUACACUGUGGUAUACGACGAAAGUUAUAUCAAAAUAUGUUUGUUUCCUCUGUACGUUACAUAAUGUUUAUCGUCCUUUGAUGUCAUAUUAUAAAGUGGCAACGUGAGUUCCAAUAAAAACAAACCUAUAUACACUGAAAA
Molecule: messenger RNA, 1936 nt
Organism: Anguilla rostrata (American eel)
Lineage: Eukaryota; Metazoa; Chordata; Actinopteri; Anguilliformes; Anguillidae
Gene: prr13
Product: proline rich 13
Exons: 4
Coding region: 247-810 (187 amino acids)
Source: RefSeq, a predicted model, not a curated record